AUGCCACUAACGAAAUUAUGGUUCCCUGCCGACCGUCGCCGGAUUCCACAAGCCUCCGGAGACUCCGCUCCCCGGAUAGCCCGCCGCGACUCGGACCUACGCUUCAGCAUGGCUUCAUCCAGUCUUGCUAAUCUACAUAUAAACCGUGUCCUUGUCAUUCUUGCCACAAGCAUCAUCAACCACUGGAUCGCAAGGGCAGCAGCGCCAGGAUCCGAUCACGGAGCUUACCCAGUAUCCCAGGUAUUGUACCGGGCGCAGGCUUACAAUACAGGAAGUACUUGGCAGUCGCUAAUAUUGUGGCCGGAGUAA
Messenger RNA from Penicillium chermesinum, 309 nucleotides. RefSeq lists its product as uncharacterized. The transcript has a single exon. The coding region runs from base 1 to 309 and encodes 102 amino acids. The record is from RefSeq and is a predicted model, not a curated record. Lineage: Eukaryota; Fungi; Ascomycota; Eurotiomycetes; Eurotiales; Aspergillaceae.